Messenger RNA from Strongylus vulgaris, 1484 nucleotides. NCBI's taxonomy places the organism in Eukaryota, Metazoa, Nematoda, Chromadorea, Rhabditida, Strongylidae. The record is from the annotation of a GenBank genome assembly.
AUGCAUUUUCCCACAGGCACACCGCUUUCUCUCCUGCUUACGGGAUUCCGUUCAUAUAUUCGUGAAAUAUUCCACUUUAGCGCUGCAACGUAUUCUAUUGCAGUCGUUCAACGACGCUCGAUUGCAGCUGCUCGACUUGAGCACACGGAACUCGGGCUCAGUCCAACAACACAUUCAUUUGCUAAAGAAUUUACUGAAGCUCAGCACUGUGUGUACUGCAAUACACCAACAACGCGUUCACCAAAAUCUCAAAAGAGCAAUUACUUCCUUAUUAACUCGCUGUUAUUACCUGCGCAUUCAUCGGAAACAUCACCAGAGCCCAAGUAUAAGGAGGACAAAAGAACACCUGUGUUGAGUGGGUGUUCAACUGUAGAAUCGCACCAGAAAACGCCAAUUUUCGAUAUAACGAAAAGAAGCGAAGUCGUUACCGAGAGCGACGUCGCUCGAGCGCCGGCGCAGGCCAGCGUUCUCAGUCCUCAUCACACAAACGGUCAAGAGUCGAACUCUUCCAAGCAGAUGAGGAAACUGAAACGUAAUGGUUAUGAAAACAGAAGACGUUUAACACCACACUACCGACGUAGCAGACUUAGUUUCACUUCAUAUGUUUCUAUUAUGCAAAUUGAAAUCAAGGCUAACAGGUUAUUUCGUUGUUGCUCUAUUGCAUCGCGCCUUUCCGUCGAUACUCACAAUGGCGUAGUUGUUUUCGUUGUGGAUGACGGAGCAGGACGUUGCACUUUAUGGGAACGGGAGCGUGCCGCCAUAACGGACGUCGGCGUCGCCGUCGGGCGCCGUCCAUGCAACGGUGCUUCUCUCCGCUCGCUCGCUUUAUGCCUCUCCUCGAAAACACCUCAAAAUCGAUUUGGUCGAACUCUCUGUUCCGCACUUUUUACGCAUGAGAUGAGGAAGGAGCGAAAGCGAUUGCGUUCUCUGCAUAUGCCAUGUCUCGCACUUCCAGCCGGGCAAAAACGCUCAGCAGAACAUCUGCGCGAACAACAUCGAAAAGUUGUUCCAUGCGAAAGACAGCGCGCACUAGGUUCAAAACUUUGUGCUACUUUAGUUACACGGGUGGACUCGAGUGCAGCAGCGGUUUGUCCUGCUCGAACUCUGUUUGUUAUCACUUUCCUCCAUCCUCUGCGUCCUGGCCCGUUCGCCCUUGCGAUGCCCGCAGUCUCCGCGUUCAUCUCACUCUCUCGUUACCCACUACUGCUAACCGGCUUUUUGUGCGUUCUUAUGGUUAGUGGCACCCGUCUGGCACCCUGGACUUGCCAGAAUGCUCUACCAGGAUGUCAUUGCUUCGAAAAGAUCGAGUUGCGCUGUUGCACAGCCGACGGCUACCGCCACUACCGUCACCUCGCCACUGUUGCCGCUGCUGCGGACAUCGGAGAGGUGACACAUAAAAGGGCAAGGAAAAGCGCUACGUCUUUUAAUGUCCCGUUUGGUUCGUGUUCACGAAAAUAUUUUUUAAUCAGUAUGCAUUCCUAACU